Messenger RNA from Conger conger (European conger), 3888 nucleotides. RefSeq names its product E3 ubiquitin-protein ligase BRE1B-like. The transcript has 21 exons. NCBI's taxonomy places the organism in Eukaryota, Metazoa, Chordata, Actinopteri, Anguilliformes, Congridae. The record is from RefSeq and is a predicted model, not a curated record. Gene Ontology annotation, cellular component: nucleus; HULC complex. Bases 239 to 3127 code for a protein of 962 amino acids. Gene Ontology annotation, molecular function: ubiquitin protein ligase activity; metal ion binding.
GAAGGUGAUGCGAAUGAUGUCUCGCGCCCUCCCGCAUCCCGUAGUCAGAUGUCUCUCGUCACUGCGGCCAUUUCUCCUGGUUGUAUGGGCCGUUCUGUAUGACGCGAGGGAAAGUAUUUUGGUUCAGGAAGAGGAAUCUUCAUCAAGGAUAGGCCUUCAAUGAAUUCAGAGUCUUGUCUGGAUCUUGGAGGCAUUUUCAACUUCAUCCUCCACUGUGGUACUGGUCUUAAAUGAGGGAAUGAUGUCUGGAACAGGGGGAGGGAAGCGUGCUGCAGGGCUUGGGGGGGACAGUCCUCCUGGACCUCCUGAAAAGAAAGGGAAAAAAGAGGAAAAAACCACCACCACACUGAUCGAACCAAUUAGGAUUGGAGGAGUGUCCUCAACGGAGGAGAUGGACAUGAAAGUUCUGCAGUUCAAGAAUAAAAAACUGUGUGAGCGUCUUGAGCAGAGGCAGGCCAUGGAAGAUGAGCUCCGUGAGAGGAUUGAGAAGUUGGAAAAGCGACAGGCCACUGAUGAUACAACGCUUCUUAUUGUCAACCGCUACUGGAGUCAGUUGGAUGACAAUGUUCAGUUCCAACUUCACCGGUUUGUCCCAGAGGAAACUCAGCCUGCUGACCCUACGCCAGGCUCUGAGGGAAAUGAGAGUGGGCAAUUCCACCUUGAGCCACCAGAGGAAGGGAAGGUCUCUAGAGAGAGAGCAGGGGAUGACUUUCAGCAGGAUGGCACUACUGGCUUGGUGACUCCCCCUGCUCCACUUCGUGACAGUGCAAAGUCCUUCCUCUGUACACUGGGCAGUAGCAGUGAGGAGGAGCUUAGUCUGAAACUGCAGGACAAAAUGCAGUUUAGCAAGGCGGCUGUGGCCCAUAUCAGCUGUGUCUUUGACCAGUUGCACCAUCAAAUUGAGGACCUGUGUGCCCGCAUUCAAACUGCUGUGUUUCAGGACGACAGUCAAAGUGAGAUGCAUUCUCGGAAUCGCAUACUACUGGAGGAUAACAUUAGACUGCAGGACCUGGCUGCUUCCCUGCAGGGUCGACACCACAAGAUGUCCCUAGAGUAUAAUGAGCUGGUGGAUAAGGUAACAAGCUCAGAAACCAAAGUGUCUGAAAUGGAAACGACUGUGGAGGAUCUGCAGUGGGACAUCGAAAAACUUCGCAAGAGGGAGCAGAAGCUCAACAAACACCUUGCUGAAGCCUUGGAACAGUUGAAUUCUGGGUACUACAGCUCUGGCAGUUCAGGGGGUUUACCUGGAGGACAGAUCACAUUGAACAUUCAGAAGUUUGAGCUCUUGAAUGCAGAGCUGGAGCAAAACCAGGAGCUGGCCAAUAGUCGUAUGGCAGAACUGGAGAAGCUGCAGCUGGAGCGUCAGGAGGCUGUGAGGGAAAGUGAGAAGCUGAAGAUGGACUUAAGAAACAUACCUGAGGAGGUGGUUAAGGACACUCCGGAGUACAAGUGCCUGCAGUCUCAGUUCUCCCUACUGUACAAUGAGUCUCUUGGUGUGAAGACACAGCUGGAUGAGGCCCGAGCACUGCUGCUUACAGCAAAAAAUGCACACCUGAGACAGAUUGAGCACAUGGAGAGUGAUGAACUUUCCCUCCAAAAGAAGCUUCGCACAGAAGUUAUUCAGCUAGAGGACACCCUGGCCCAGGUCCGCAAGGAGUAUGAAAUGCUAAGGAUUGAAUUUGAGCAGAACUUGGCUGCCAACGAGCAAGCAGGUCCCAUUAACAGGGAGAUGCGUCACUUGAUCAGCAGUCUACAGAAUCACAACCACCAACUGAAAGGAGAUGUGCAGCGUUACAAGAGAAAGCUGCGGGAGACUCAGAUGGAGAUGAAUAAGUUACGUUGCCCGAGUGGGGAAAUUGGGGUUUUGAUGUCAGAGGAGAUGGGGGGUGAAGGCGUGGAUGUGAAGAAAGAGGAAGACGAAGAACAGGAAGAGGAGGAGGAAAGGAGGAGGGAACUGGAGAGGCAACGGGUUCGAGAACGAGAGAGGGAGGCCGAGAGAGAACGAGAGAGGGAGCGAGAGAGGGAGAGAGAAAGACUACGAAGUGAAGAGUUGAAGAGGAAAGACUCUGACACGCUGAAGUUACUGAGGGCUGAACUUAAAAAAGCACAGGAGUCUCAGAAAGAGAUGAAACUACUGCUGGACAUGUACAAAUCAGCACCCAAAGAGCAAAGGGACAAAGUGCAGCUCAUGGCUGCUGAGCGGAAGUCCAAAGCGGAGGUGGAUGAGUUGAGAGGGCGAGUGCGAGAGCUGGAGGAGAGGGAAAGAAAGGAGAGCAAGAAGCUGGCAGACGAAGAUGCCCUCAGGAAAAUCCGUAUGGCAGAGGAGACCAUUGACCACCUGCAGAAGAAGCUGGCUGCUACAAAACAGGAGGAGGAGGCUCUGCUCAGUGAGAUGGAUGUUACUGGCCAGGCCUUUGAAGAUAUGCAGGAGCAAAACAGCCGACUGAUGCAACAGCUGCGGGAAAAGGAUGAUGCCAAUUUCAAACUGAUGAGUGAGAGAAUCAAAUCCAAUCAGAUCUACAAGUUGCUGAGGGAGGAGAAGGAGGACCUGGCUGACCAGGUGCUCGCACUCAAAACCCAAGUAGAUGCCCAGCUGCUAGUGGUGCAGAAACUGGAGGAGAAGGAGGGGGUACUCCAGAGCUCUCUUUCUACAUUGGAAAAAGAACUUGGGCUCCGAACACAAACACUGGAACUCAACAAGAGGAAGGCUGUUGAGGCAGCACAGCUGGCAGAGGAUCUGAAGGUGCAGUUGGAGCACAUUCAAGCCAAACUUCGGGAGAUCCAGGCCUCUGUGUCGGAUAAUCGCACAGCUCGCGAGAGGGAGAGCUUCAAUUUGAAAAAGGCACAGGAGGACCUGUCCAGGCUGCGUCGAAAGCUGGAGAAACAAAAGAAAGUGGAGGUGUACACAGAUGCAGAUGAAAUUCUGCAGGAAGAGAUCAAUCAGUACAAGGCCAAGCUGCGCUGCCCCUGUUGUAACACACGGGACAAGGAAACUGUGCUGACCAAGUGCUUUCAUGUUUUCUGCUAUGAAUGUCUGAAGACACGCUACGACACUCGGCAGCGAAAAUGCCCCAAGUGCAAUGCUGCCUUUGGAGCCAAUGAUUUCCACCGGAUUUACAUCACUUAAAUCAAAUAGCAAAGAAGACCUUUAUGGGGCGUAGUAUCUUUUUUUUUUGUUACGAAUAUUGGCUGUGGAAUCUGCAUGUCCUUUAGGUACAUUAUUUUUGAAUGUUAUUUCUACCGUUUUUUUUUGUUUGUUUUUUACUGAAAGCUGCUAUUGCCAUAUUGUACACUAAAAAAACUGUUAUGUCCAUCAUUGUGCGAUCAAAUGAGCUCAUUUUGUUCCUAUAACAGAAAUAUUAGUGGUAUCUGUCAGGUCAAAUCUGGGGAGGAUAAAAAACAUUUUUCUGACUGAAGUUGUAGUCAUCUCUAUUUUAUUAGCCAGUUACAAUUAUAUUACAACAUAUUAGGCCUUCCAGUAUGCGUCUCCACAUUUAUAGGGACACACGUCAUUCUGGUAUUCUGGAUAUGUACCUAAGUUUAUGCCAACCUGCUGGCUUUACAAUGGCCAGUAUGGUUCAAAAGAGUGAAAACCACCUAUUAUCAAAGACCAUGUCUGGAUAUGAGAUGAGCUGAUGUGGUUCAUGCAGAAAAUUCAGAUGUAUAUUUGUUUUUUUUAAGUAGAGGACAUAUUACUUUCAUUUUGUUCUUGCAUUUUUCAUUGCUGAUCAGCUUUUUUUUUUUAUAACAAAUUAGCAGUAAUGUGUGAUUGACUGUUAGUUCAGAGCUGUGUAAUAGUUAAUUUUUUGCUUCUUGCUCAUAAAAUUAAUUUGUUUAAUGCAUGUGAUUUUGUCCUUUUAAAAUAAAGGUAAUUUCCUUUGUAUGAAA